UGCAUGUUGUAGUAAGAGGACGCAGCCUUCCUGCUCUAGUUCUGAAGAUCCAUUUAUUGAGAGAACCCGAUAUAAAGAAAUGUUAGAAACAUGGAGAUAUCCUGAUCUCAGAGAAGAGUUAGGCACCCGUCACCACCAUCAACCGAAAGUAAAUACGGAGACACAGCCUGUCUUGCCUAGGAAGCUCAUUGGCUUUUCUGAUGAUGAAGAAGAACCAGCAACUCUCCCUCAAUGGACAGCAGUAAAUACGGAGACACAGCCUGUCUUGCCUAGAAAGCUCAUUGGCUUUUUGGAUGGUGAAGAAGAAGCAGCAACUCUCAUUCAAUGGACAGCAGCAUCUUUUCUUAUACAAAAUAAGAUGAACCACAAUCCAGAAAAAGACGUUGGACAGAAAGGAAACCUUUCAAGGAAACCUCGUACCCAUUUCUCCAGAUAUUUUGCAGAUAUUGAAGAAAAGAGACAUUACUACAAAAGAGAACCCUGGAGAGGUAGUACGAGGACGCGGCCUUCCCACUCUAGUUCUGAAGAUAUUGAAGAAAAGAGACAUUACUACAAAAGAGAACCCUGGAGAGGUAGUACGAGGACACGGCCUUCCCACUCUAGUUCUGAAGAUAUUGAAGAAAAGAGACAUUACUACAAAAGAGAACCCUGGAGAGGUAGUACGAGGACGCGGCCUUUCCGCUCUAGUUCUGAAGAUCCAUUCAUUGAGAGAACCCGAUAUAAAGAAACGUUAGAAACAUGGAGAUAUCCUGAUCGCAGAGAAGAGUCCACCCGUCGCCACCAUCAACCGAUAGUAAAUACGGAGACACAGCCUGUCUUGCCUAGACAGGUCAUUGGCUUUUCUGAUGAUGAAGAAGAACCAGCAACUCUCCCUCAACGGACAGCAGCAUCUUUUCCUAUACAAAAUAAGAUGAACCACAAUCCAGAAAAAGACGUUGGACAGAAAGGAAACCUUUCAAGGAAACCUCGUACCUAUUUCUCCAGAUAUUUUGCAGGCAAUUCCUCACCUGGAGCGACCACAUGUAUGAAAUAUUUCGUUCCGGCUCUCCUCGUCGUCCUGGCUGUGGGCGUAGCGGCUGUGCUUUACAUAUCACCAGAAGUCAAAAAAGAUCUAAAGGAUGACUUUGAGAACCUUACCAGCGUUUUCACCAACCAAUCUCCGCUAAUGUGGAAAAGAAGUAGAUUCAUUUUGGAGCGUCACCUGGAAAACUGGAAGAAAAAUAAAGAGCCCGCUAUCCUCCUCCUCACUGGUGCCAGGGAUGCAGAACAGACUCUGCUCUGUAUUGGCACCCAGCUAGCAGAUAUCUAUUCCUCCUCCCUUGGUGGUAACUACAAAGUGAUUUCAGGAUCAUACUGGGCAUCUAAAAGCAGCGAGGUGGUUAAAGCACACAUUGAUGAUCAUCUGAGCGCACAUUUCCAAGCCAAGACCAGUGCAGCCAUGCUGCAUCGCUUAGAGCUUCUGCCGUCUGGGUCGCUGCUGAUUCUCUACAAGUACUGUCACCAUAAAUCGGCCGUGUUCAAAAAUGUGAUGCUGCUGUUCACGGUGCUCUUGGAUGAGGCAACUCUGGCAAAGGACAUUCCACUUAAUAGUCUGGAAGAGACUGUGAGAGAGUUUUUAAUCAAAAAACUAAUUGACCCAGAGACCCAGAGCAUGGCCUCCCAUGGUUGGAUGGAUCUUGACAUGUUUAGUGGAGUCUGGAGCCUCAUAUCACACAUAGUGCUUCCUGUUUUCCCUGAAGAGAAUAUCCCGGAGCAGUGUGUGAAGAAACCAAUCUGAAGCAUGGUCCAAGGGAAUAGCAUUGGAUACCCCACCCAAGGAUUCCAAGGACAACGCCGUUGCAAAAGAAAAAAUAUACCGUAGAUUUGAAUCCAUUCAAUCACAGACUGUUCAGAUGAAGUUUUUUUCCAACCCCACGGACCGAUGCUGUCUUCAGCAAAUUUAAAAAAAUGUACUUACCUACAUGGAUCCUGCUAUUCCAUUUUUUAUUUUUCCUUCUGUUGCCUGUCGUCAUCUGACUCCUUUCUUCCCAUCAAAAUCACAGAAAAGAAAAACACAACUUUUAUUAAUAUGAUUGAAAGGAUCAAAAGGUGACCAUCCCUAAUACAUCCCUAAAAAAUGGAUUCCUUCCUAGGGAGCUGAAUAGCCGCCCUGACGAGCAAUCCCACUGUCUUCAGAGCUGUCCCUAGCUCACCCUAAUCUGUUAGGGGACAGAGCGGACGAAGGACAGAUAUACAGUGGGGUCAACAAUGGUGUACCAGUUAUGUGGCCUCCAUCGUAAAUAUAUGUAAACCACAGGCCACGCCAUGAAGAGAUACAAAGAAUACUCCUGUAAUGUAAUACUAGCCAAAAAUUAAACAAGUGUACCGAUGUCAAUACAUCAUCAUAGGCCCUACGCGUGUCUCCCCCACGUACUCAACCAUAGGGUUCAUCAGGAGCAAAAUCACUGAAAAGCUGUCUAGUUACUGCCACGGUGUGAAUGAUUUGAUAACUUAUGUACCGUGUUCACAUCAUAGGGUAUUUCUGUGGAGCGACUUGCUCUAGUACCUUUAGAGGUGUAUUCUCAUCCUAAACAUUCAUGACCUAUUGACUAGAUAUGUUAGCAAUGUCUGAUCAGGUCUGACCUCUGGGGUGGCCUACAACUAAGGGGUCCCUACUAAACCAAUAUUGUUCCAAUAAUGCAACACAGACCAUUAUCUUGAACCCAUUUUCUCUAGGCUCGGUGCGGGCCAGCCAUCAUUCUUUAGGCUUCAUGCACACGACCGUAUCCAUAUUUCAGUCCUGAAAACAGAGAUCGCUUCUGCAUUCUGCAUUCUUCCCAUUCCCAUCAAUAGAAAUAUGGAAUAGAAAUGGUUGUUUCCGCUAUAUGCUAUAAACUCUGGAACGGCCAUACAAAUCCACCAAACAAAAUUGGAUGGCCCUAUAAAAAUGAAUAGGUCAGGGUGCUACCCUAAAAAAAAAAAAAUGUAGAUAGCACACGGAGGAUAGAGUCUUGUGCAUGAGACAUAAAACUGCUUGUCAGCGUGGAUAGUCAACAUUAUUUUGUGUCAGUCUAUGAUCCCCAUAGAAAAACGGCUAAUUAUGACUUUUAGUUUUUUGGCAUCAGUUUUCAUAAAGAUAGCAAAAAAACUCAGUUUAUACAGCGAAUAAUUCUGAGUUAUGUAUCAAUGGGAAAUCACACCGCCAGAAAAGCUAAAAACAUGUAUACAAGUGCAGGUUUUAGAAAAUCUGCAUGUACUUAUGUUUGUGGUGAGGCGACUACCAGUCCUACUGCCAUAGACAGUGGCAACAAGAUUUAUGAAACUGUCUAGAAGGAAUAGCAACAAAUCACAGCGCAGCUUUCAUUCUAAAAGCGGAGGGCUACAUUAUAAUGUGAUUUCAUUAUCGGGUCUAAAAUCAUCUGCCCUUUCAUUUCUUAAUAUUAACUUUGCCUGCAUAGAUCUAGGGUUAAAUUAUACAAUUCUGGCUGCCUGCAGUCACCACUAGAGGGAGCUUAUAGUAUAUUAUUUACUAUUGGUUCUAUGUAUAAAUGUAUUCAGUAAAUUCCCCUAGUGGUAACCUCAGGCAGCCAGAGUUCAUCCAUUUGAGAGACCUGUAUCUCCAAUAACUAUAAAAAAUAUAUUAAAGGGGUUGUCCACGCUAUAAAUAUUAAUGACCCAUACUCAGGAUAGGUCAUUAAUAUCAGAUUGACACCCAGCAACACCACCAACCAGCUGUGGCACUGGAAAUUAUGUCGAUCAGGGGUGGUCGUGCUUGCACACUAUAGGAAAAGGCCUCAGCCUAUCUGCUGGCCGGGACCAUGGGAGCGCACAUAGGCCCGUGCUUUUUCCUAGAUUGUGCAAGCACGACCCCCGCUGAUGGAUUGCAGGGUGGUCUGUAACCAUGGAAACGAGCAGUGGUUAAUGUGAUAGAAAAAUUAAUCCAGCCAGCAAAGGAAGCAAUACAGACAAUAACAAUAUAUUAUUAAGUGGUUUGUAUUUACUUUCUAUACAUGAUAAAUGCCACUUACUGAAGUGACAACCCUUUUAAUCACCUAUCCCUAGGAUAGGUCAUCAAUAUCUGUAGCCUGGACAGCCCCUUUAAGAAAUUAGCAAAUAAUUUACUUAAAAUAAUGGAAAAUCAAAAUGGUAUUCAGGAGGAGGAGACAACCCCUUCCAGAAUGCAUCUCCCACCACCACGAGCAGAAUCGGCUGGUUGACUGACCAGACUUUUGCUCUACAGCUCCCUCUCCGCACAGCUGGCCAACCAUUUCAUACAGUCACAGCUCGGCUCUGCCAGAGAGUGACUCCUAAUAACCCUAUAGACAUGUGUUGUCUUCUCGAGAUUUCCAUUUCAUACUUUGCAUUUUGAUACAGUCUUUUGUUCCUGUCGUUGGAGGUUAUAGUCUGAAAUGCUAGUCCUAGAUAUAAGCUGAGUCUAGUGACUUGGUUCCAAAAUGUCCUCCUUGUACUAUGCUGGGGUAAUCUGGUUAAUUAUAGUUAUACAUUGUAUAUAAAAUUAAUGAGCCUAACGCCCCUGUGACAACACUCCCUUCCCUGUGUGCUGAUGAUUCAGUAUUGUCUUAGGGACCCUGUAUAGGUGUAAAUAUCCAGGUCCGUGCACAAUUAGGCCCCUAUCAGAUGAACGUAUGGCCGCCGUGCCCGUGUUGUGGACCGCAAACAGUAGGUCUGUAAUAGACUGGCAAUGGCAGUGUGAACUUCAUAUCGCGGAUGCGGACCCUUUGACUUGAAUUGGGCCGCGAUCCGCAACA
This is a messenger RNA of Bufo gargarizans (Asiatic toad), 4748 nucleotides long. Its product is annotated as torsin-1A-interacting protein 1-like. The coding region runs from base 80 to 1777 and encodes 565 amino acids. Gene Ontology annotation, biological process: membrane organization. The record is from RefSeq and is a predicted model, not a curated record. The transcript is spliced from 24 exons. Gene Ontology annotation, molecular function: ATPase activator activity. NCBI's taxonomy places the organism in Eukaryota, Metazoa, Chordata, Amphibia, Anura, Bufonidae. Gene Ontology annotation, cellular component: membrane.